GGAGGGCGCGCCCAGCCGAGGGAAUGGCAUUUCCUGUGGACAUGCUGAAUAACUGUAGUCAUGAAGAAUUAGAAAGUUCUGGAGAAGAUUACUUGUUAGAUCUCAGGUGUGGGGACCCAGAGAACCCAGAACAUUUUCCUUUUCUCAAUAAUCUGAUUCCAAUCAGCCUGUCAACUGUUGGCUUCGUGCCUCUUUAUGGUGGUGAUGAGACCCACAAAAUUCUUGCUCUUUUUGCACCAGAGGACUACUUCACAGCUGUGGCUCUGUACCUCGCUGAUCAGUGGUGGGCUGUUGAUGACAUUGUGAAAACGUCAAUCCCUUCUAGAGAAGGGCUUCAGCAGGUGAGCACUCUUGGGGAGAGAGUGGUGCUGUAUGUUUUGAAUCGAAUUAUUUAUAGAAAACGGGAAAUGGAAAGAAAUGAGGUUCCCUUCCUAUGCCAUAGCAGUACGGAUUAUGCUAAAAUUUUGUGGAAGAAAGGUGAAGCCAUUGGAUUUUAUUCAGUUAAACCUACAGGAAGCAUAUGUACCUCCUAUCUUACUCGAAGUUACCAGCUUCCAGUACUUGACACAAUGUUUGUAAGAAAGAAACAUCGUGGAAAAGAUUUUGAGCUACUGAUGCUGGAAGACUUUGUUGAUUCCUUUACAGAAGACAAACUUGGUUUACGCUUUCCACUAUCUUCUUUAAUGCAUACAGCUUGUAGACAGUAUUUUGAGAAGUACCCAGGGGAUCAUGAUCUUCUUUGGGAGGUUGAAGGAUCUGGACAGUGGCAUCAGAGAAUACCCAUCACCCAUGCAUUGCAGAGAGAAGCAUUCAGACAUGCAGAGGUUUCUCAAACUGCAGUGAGAAAACUUACAUAUGAAGACUGUCACUCUACACCUACUCCCGAAGAUGAGAUAGGAUGUGGAGAAAACCAGCCUACUGAAAUGCAGGUUGAUCCUGUAAGAGGAAAAGAUAUCUCAGAUACCAAUGCAAGUACAUCUGAAGGACUUGAUAACACACCUGUUAAUGCUCAAACAAGAAGUAUUCAUUUGAAGCGUCCAAAGAUUGGAAAGAGGUUUCAUGAUUCAGAAAUUAAUCCUCUUCAAGAUGCGGAUGAAAACACUCCCCAGGCUUCAUCUGUGGCUCCAGUAAGCAGACUGGAAUCUACUGCAUAUACAUCUGAGAGCUCAGAAGAGUUAGUUGAAGAUGAACCAGAUGAGAGAGUGGUUGAUUUUGAGCAGGAAAAAAAAGAUAAAGAACAACACAUCCUAGAAACACAAGGGUUGAAUAAAACAGUCCCGGAGAAGAAAGAUGAUGAAGAGGAAUCUGAAUUAGAACCCCUGAACGGUGAGGUCAUGGAAGAUGCCAUAAUAUUUUCACCUGAAGAGGACACUGCUCAUGAUGCUUUGGAUGGAAAUUCAAAAUGGCCACCUGGUCAUUCCAGUGAAGAAUCUGUUCCACCCGAGGUUGAAUCUACAAAGGCUCCUGAGGAUGCAGCACCAGAUCAGGCCACAGAUGUGAUUGAUUCCAAAAUGGUGAAGGACAAAAGCCUGCAUGAUGAAAAAGAGAGCGCCGAAGAAAAAUCUCUCCUAGUUCCACAAAAGAAACCUCCUUUGGUAGGUUCUGAUAGUGUUGCCACAACGCUGAAGGAAGAACCAUCUGAUAAUGGUCUUUCAAACUCUGUGGUAGGUGAAACAUCAGAAGAAUCUGUUUCUGAAAAUGUGUCACCCCAUACAUCUUCCUCAUUGGAAGAUCAGGGGGAGGAAAUAGUCCCUGAUUCUCAGGAAAACCCAGCAACAACAGCCCUUUCUCAGAGUUCCUCAGUAGUGGUUGAACUUGAAGAUUGCCAAAAUACAGGACAAAAGAAUCAGUCAGAAGAACAGUCUGAAGCAUCUUCGGAGCCUCCAGAUCAUUUCACCCCAUCAACCGAGAAGGCUGCGGACAGCAGUUCUGAGGAGGUAGAAAUUGAAGUACCAGUAAUAGACAGGCGGAAUUUAAGAAGAAAGGCCAAAGGGUACAAAGGAGCCACCAAGAAAAAGGCCAAGCUAGCUUGAAUGGUGGGAGAAAUAUCAGUCUUGAAAAUCCUCUUUGUAACAAAGUCAGUGUAGUUUUUUAUAAUAUGGCAGUUAACAAAACCACAUAGGAUAAGAUAAACACAUUUGUUGUUCCAUAAUUUCAGGUCAGAAUUAUUUAUGAUGCAUUUUUUUUCCCUCUUGUAGGAAUCAAUUCACCAUUCUUAAGUUUUUCUAGACAUUUUCUGCACUAUAUAGAAAAACUUUUUUUUUAAACCCCCCACAUUCCUAUUUUGGAUCACCAAAUCAGAAUGUGAUUUCAUCUUAUCUUUUUUUAGGGGAAAAAAAAGAUGAUUUCAUCUUUAGCAGGUGGAGAUAAAUGGCCAUUACUUUUUUUUUUAACUAUAUGAUAAAUACAAAGGCUGCUGUGAAGGUAGCAGAAUUUCCACUGCUUAUCACAGAAAUCAUCUUUUGUACUACAAGUUAUACUUUUAUACUAAGAAGUUUUCAUACAAAAUAAAAUGUUUCACAAUCUUACUCUUAAGUAGCAAAAUUCAUUUCCAAGCAGUUUUUAAAAGAUAGGAAUCCUUAAAAUGGCAACAACUAAUCUAAAAAUAUCACUAAAAUAGAAUUGAAAAGGUAAUCUCUUCAGGUAGCUGACAGCAUGACCAUAAAACUAUAUUAAGUCAAAGGUAUGUAAAUAGUGUUACCCUGACUUCUGAUUCUAAUCAUGGAAGCUUAUUCUUCCAUUUGUGUUGGUGUAUAGAUACACACAUCAAUUCCUGAGUCAUUCUUCUGUGUUGUGAUCUGAUACUCCCAGUGAUAGGAGCAUUAAUCCUUUGGUGUUGGGUAAACAAAUUAUAUUUAAAUUA
Trichosurus vulpecula (common brushtail) is the source of this 2863-nucleotide messenger RNA. RefSeq names its product family with sequence similarity 169 member A (gene FAM169A). Bases 24 to 2033 code for a protein of 669 amino acids. NCBI's taxonomy places the organism in Eukaryota, Metazoa, Chordata, Mammalia, Diprotodontia, Phalangeridae. The record is from RefSeq and is a predicted model, not a curated record. The transcript is spliced from 13 exons.